Messenger RNA from Closterium sp. Naga37s-1, 2145 nucleotides. The record is from the annotation of a GenBank genome assembly. NCBI's taxonomy places the organism in Eukaryota, Viridiplantae, Streptophyta, Zygnematophyceae, Desmidiales, Closteriaceae.
AUGCGCAUCGCGGCCGAAAUCGCCUCGGCCUUGCUCUGCCUGCACCAGUCCCACCCGCCCAUCCUCCACCGCGACCUCAAACCCGACAACAUUCUCCUCGACCAAUCACGCACCAGCAAGGUUGCUGAUGUGGGCCUCUCCUGCGUCGUCCCGUCCUCCAACGUGGUAUUUACCCGGAAAGUCCGCGGGACAAUCGGGUUUAUAGACCCCGAGGCGGUGGAAUCGGGGGAGUUGACGACCAAGUCGGAUGUGUAUGCGUACGGAGUGGUGCUGAUGUUGUUGCUGACGCGCUUCCCCGCUGCUAGGGACCUGCACAGGUACCUGAGCUCGCUCCCGUUUGAGGUUAUGCAGAGCCCUGCACGUGCUGCUACUGCACCCCCCACUCACCGUGCCUCCCUGUAUACGCAGCGGGAAGCGUGUACUUUCAACCCCUGGGCUGUUGCCAACGCUGCUGGCAGCGGCAGCAACACCAGCGGCGACGGCAGCCGCAGCAGCAGCGGCAGCAGCAGCGGCAGCAGCAGCAGCGUGGGAGUCGCGGGGGUAGCGGGACGGUUGGGCUCUGAGCAGCAUGGGAGCAGUGUGGCAGACACAGCUGGUGCUGGCGAUUUGCCUGAGAGACACCUUCAGGAGGCACACGGGGAUGAGGCACCUUCAGCUGCGUUGCAAGAUGGGGAGGAAGGGGGUGUGGGUGGAGAUGCGGCCACCAUCACAAACGGGUUUGCCCAGGAGAACUUUAUCGUGAACGGGGACCCUGGCUCCCUGUGUUACGGGCGGCUGGAUCUGACCCAUUACACCGUGACAGCUGGCGGCGAAGAGCUCGCAACUGGCAAGCAGCAGCAUGCAAGCAGCUCCCGUGGGAGCAGUGAUGGUGAGAGGGAGGGCAAGCCGGGUGAGAGCAGCCGUGGGGGCACCCUGCACGAUGAAAGCAGUGAUGGUGAGGGGGAGGGCAAGCAGGGCAUGGAGGAGGAGGUGGCAGUCACCCAAGGCGCCCAUGGGAGCAGGGAUAGUCAAACUGAGGGCACGGAAGAGGAGGUGGCAGUGAGGCUGCUCCGUUUCGCCGGCAAGCAGGAGGCCAGAGAGGCGAUGCAGGCGUUCGCAAGAGAGGUGGAUGUUCUCCUGCGCGUGCAAGAUGUGCAGCACCACCCGCACAUUAUCCGCCUGGUGGGCCGCUGCAAGGACCCCCUCUCGGUUUCCCUCGCGCUCGUAUACAAGUUCAUGCCGGGGGGCAGCCUGCAGGAGCAGCUGCUGAUGGCCAAGCUCUGGGAGACCAAGGUGGCUCAUUACUUCGGUCCAGAGGCUUCCAAAAUGACUCAUGCUGAAGCCGCAGCGGCAGCGGCAGCAGGAACACUUUCGUUACCCCCGCCUCCUUCUCCCGCGCGCUCUUUCCCUCCGCCGCUCCCCCUCCACCUCUCCUGGCGCGACCGAAUGCGCAUCGCAGCCGAAAUCGCCUCGGCCUUGCUCUGCCUGCACCAGUCCCACCCGCCCAUCCUCCACCGCGACCUCAAACCCGACAACAUUCUCCUCGACCAAUCACGCACCAGCAAACUCGCUGGCAUGGGGCUGUCCUGCGUUGUCCCGUCCUCCUCCUCCUCCUCCUCCUCCUCCUCCUCCUCCUCCUCCUCCUCCUCCUCCUCCUCCUCCUCCUCCUCCUCCUCCUCCUCCUCCUCCCAUCCCGUGGUCACGGGGGACGUGCGUAGGACGCCAGGGUUUGUCGACACAGAGACAAUUCUUCUAAAGGCUACGACAGUGAAAACAGACGUGUAUGCGUACGGGAUGGUGCUCAUGCUUCUGCUCACCCGCUUUCCGGAGGUCGAGGAUGUGAUUGGGUACCUCCACUUCAUGCCCUCGGAGAUCCGGUGGAACCCUGCGCGUGUUGCUGCUCUUACUGCGGGGCUUGAGGGCACAGGUACUGGCAGUGGCAGUGAGAUUGACGACCGCAUGGGUGGCGUCAGCAGCGGAAGUGUGGGGCAGUUGGAUCCGUCAGCAGGGGAGUGGGAUUUGGGGUUGGCACACCGGCUGCUGGUGGUGGCGAUGAGGUGCUUGGAAAGGACGUCAGAGCGACGGCCGUACAUGGAAGAGGUGAUGCACGCUGUGGGCGCAGUGGCUAGGGAUGCUGCAGCCUUGGGGGCAAAAGGAGUGGAGUGA